AUGGCUGAAGGAAUAAAGACUAGCGCCGUCCUUCACCGCGAUACCCGCUUCCACCCCAAGAAAGCAAUUGAUGGCAAAGGCUGCUACCUCUUCCUCGAAGAUGGCACCAAGUUCCUCGACUCGACCGGUGGCGCAGCCGUAUCCUGCCUUGGCCACGGUCACGAAAAGGUCAGGCAAGCCAUCAUCGAUCAAACCAACAAGAUAUCAUAUUGCCACACGGCGUUCUUCAGUACCGAAGUGACCGAAGAGCUGGCUCAAUUCCUGGUCGAUUCAACAGGCGGCAAGCUGUCGAAGGUGUAUAUGGUUAGUUCCGGCUCCGAGGCAGUUGAAGCGGCAUUGAAAUUAGCUCGACAGUACUUCCUCGAGCUCCCCACACCCCAGCCUCAACGCACCCGGUUCAUUGCCAGGAAGCCCUCUUAUCAUGGGAUCACCUUGGGCGCACUAGGGGUGGGAGGACACGUCCUUCGACGACAACCCUUUGAGCCAUUGCUCCCCCCAAACACCUCCCAUGUGUCCCCUUGCUACUCUUACCGGGGCAAGAAAAAUGGCGAAACAGAUGCGGACUACGUUGCUCGACUUGCUGCAGAGUUAGACGCCGAAUUUCAACGUGUUGGGCCGGAGAACGUCUGUGCUUUUGUGGCGGAGCCGGUUGUCGGAGCUGCAUUGGGCGCCGUCCCCGCCGUCCCCGGCUACUUCAAAGCCAUGAAAGCCGUGUGCGAAAAAUACGGGGCGCUUCUCAUCCUCGACGAAGUAAUGAGUGGGAUGGGUCGCUGUGGGACACUACAUGCAUGGGAGCAAGAAGGCGUAGUUCCUGACCUACAGACUAUCGGUAAAGGUCUUGGAGGUGGAUAUGCUCCCGUAUCUGGUCUUCUGAUCGGAGAGAAGAUCGUGCAGACAUUGGAUAAAGGCACAGGCGUUUUCCGGCACGGACAGACAUACCAAGGCCACCCUAUGUCAUGUGCUGCUGCUCUAGCUGUGCAGAAGGUCAUCCAAGAAGAGAACUUACUAGAGAAUGUGCAGGAUAUGGGAGUUUACUUGGAAAGGCAGCUUAAAGCUCGGCUGGGAGAUCACCCAUAUGUGGGGGAUAUUCGUGGGAAGGGGCUAUUUUGGGGGAUUGAGUUCGUUAAGGACAAAUUCACUAAAGAGCCCUUUAGCCCCGAGCUGGGGGUAGCCGCUCAUAUCCAGGAAACUGGGUUGGACCCGACAUACGGAAUCUCGUUGUAUGCGGCUACAGGGUGUGUGGAUGGAACGCAGGGAGACCAUGUCCUCCUCGCACCGCCGUAUAAUGUGACGAAGGAUGAGAUUGAUCUUAUUGUGGAAACUACUGCUAGAGUCCUGGAUCAAGUUUUCACUAAGGUGGUUAAGGUCUGA
Messenger RNA from Aspergillus nomiae NRRL 13137, 1371 nucleotides. RefSeq names its product aminotransferase, class III. Gene Ontology annotation, cellular component: cytosol. The record is from RefSeq and is a predicted model, not a curated record. Gene Ontology annotation, molecular function: transaminase activity; pyridoxal phosphate binding. The coding region runs from base 1 to 1371 and encodes 456 amino acids. The transcript is spliced from 4 exons. NCBI's taxonomy places the organism in Eukaryota, Fungi, Ascomycota, Eurotiomycetes, Eurotiales, Aspergillaceae.